GCCUCACAGCAGAGUGAAUGCACACAGAAAGCUGCCCUACAAGCUCUACUUGAUUCCUGCGGUGACUCUGGCAGCGUUGCUCAACCUUUGUUCGAGGGUUUCCAGGGAAUGAGUGUUUACAGGGGGUAAAAUGGAAAACAGAAGCUGACAGUGGGGAUCUGAAUGAGGAAAAGCAGUUUUUAUGAGGAGAACCACCAGGGAUGGAUAAAGAUGGCAGGAAGCCAAAGUCUUUUGUGUCUACUUUCCGGUUGGCCCUUAAUCCCAAUGCCAGAACUUUCUGUGUGGAGAAGAAAACAGAAGAUGGACACAACAAACUGGGAGUCCCAUCAGCAACAGAUUCCAAACUGAAACAAAUCCCGGGACUUGAACCACCUCACUUCAAACAGACACUCAGGGACUGUACAGUCUGUGAAGGAAGUGAUGCUUCUUUUCAAGGUGUUAUCGCAGGAAGUCGACCUCUGAGCAUUUCCUGGCUACACAAUGGUGGGAGGGUGCAAUCAAGUAAUACCUCCUUCAAAAACAGUGUAGCCAGUCUGGCGUUGACUCGUUGUUCACCAGGAGAUGCUGGGACGUACACCUGCAUAGCUGAGAAUAAAGCCGGGAAACAGUCAAGCAGUGCUGUUCUACGUAUCACAGCAACAAAGGAAACUCUCAGAACAAGCAACCAUGAGCUGCAAAGUCAAGUCACCCUCAAGGCUGCGGCAUCUGAAAACAAUAAAUUGUCUUCAGCUUCAAAACAGAAAAGCCAAAACAGCAAACAAGACAACAAAGUCUCCACAGGUAGCAGUGAUAUCAAACCUCAAACAAAAGUCUCCACUAGCCAAGGGCCUCCUGUGGAGUUUGUGGACCCACCAGAGCAGGUGGAGGUUCGAGUUGGACAGCAGGCCCGGCUACACUGUGAGUUCAGGAGCAGAUCUGUCCCUGUGGCCUGCUGCUGGAUUUGCAACAAAGAGAAGGUGGUGGUAAGAGGGCAGAGGAUGUCUGUCCAGAGCAGUGAGACAGAAAGCAGUGUGGAGAUCUCCAAGGCCUGUACAGAAGACACAGGCUCAUACACCAUCAUAGUGCGAAACCAAAAAGGCUCUGCUCAGCAUACAGUCUCCCUCAGUGUCAUAGACCGGCCAGAGCCACCAGCAUCCCAACCUGUUGUUUCCCAGCUGUCCACUCAGUCCCUGGUCCUAUCCUGGACGGGUCCCAGCUAUGAUGGAGGCACAGCAGUGCUGGGCUACAAAGUGGAGGUCAGACAGGAAGGCCUGGAUAAGCCAGGAAGCUGGACUGAACUAACAAGCCGAUGUAAAAGCACAUCAUACCACGUUCGCUCAGGCCUGGAGCGUCUGGGACAGUACCGCUUCCGUGUCAGGGCCUACAACUCGGCAGGGGUCAGUGAACCAAGCCAGGAGUCUGAGUGUGUGAAGAUGGCGACUAGAAAAAAAGAAAUGAAGGUAGAUUCUGGGACGUACAUCACAGUGACCAUUGACACCAAACACAAGGCCAAAGACCACUAUGAUCUCCAUGAGAAGCUGGGAGUUGGGAAGUUCGGUCAGGUAUACCGCAUGUCCCACAAAGAGACGGGUCAGGUGGUUGCGGGGAAGUUCUACCGAGGCCGAACCUCCAAGGAUAGGGCAGCAGCUCGCAAAGAGAUCGAACUAAUGAAUUGUCUUCACCACCCAAAACUGGUCCAAUGCCUGGCUGCAUAUGAAAGUCGCACCGAGAUGGUCAUGAUCAUGGAGUUUAUUGCGGGUGGGGAGCUCUUUGAACACAUUGUGGAUGACAACUUUGAGCACACAGAGCUCACCAGUGCCCGCUACAUGCAGCAGAUCUUGGAGGGCAUGCAGUACGUUCACAAGCAGAAAAUCGUCCACCUGGACCUCAAACCAGAGAACAUUGUCUGCGUGGACACAACUGGUACACAGAUCAAGAUCAUCGACUUUGGCUUGGCUAGUGAACUGGAGGAGGGUAAACCUCUGAUGGUGAUGCAUGGUACGCCCGAGUUUGUGGCCCCUGAGGUGAUCAACUAUGACCCUGUGGGCCUGGAGACUGACAUGUGGAGCAUCGGAGUUAUCUGCUUCAUCUUGCUCAGUGGAGAAUCUCCUUUUCAGGGAAACAGCGAUGCUGAAACAUUGGCUCUUGUGAUGGCUGCCUCCUAUAAGUUUGACGAGGAGAGUUUUGAGGACAUCUCUGAUCAAGCGAAAGACUUUAUCAACUCCCUGCUGAAGAAAGACCGAAGAUGCAGGUUGUCAUGUACCGAGGCCCUUGCCCACCCCUGGAUGGUCUCUUUUACCCCACUGAACUUCCGAAGCACGAAGUCCCUCAAUAAGAGAAAGAUGAGACACUUUCUGGCCAGGCGCAAGUGGAAGAAAACUGGCAAGGCUGUUUUGGCCCUACAGCGGAUGGCUAAUCUCUCUAACAGGCCAGACUCUCCUGGCAGCUCCUCAGAGGAGCCAGGCUGGAGCCAAGAGGCAGAGGAGGCCAUCCAGUCACUGGAUAAGCAGCUCCAGAGUGAACCUCGCUUCCAGCAGGCCCUGAAGGACGCCACCCUCCCCAAGGGAGCAACAGCUCAGCUAACAUGCCUUGUCAAUGGUUACCCGCAGCCGGAGGUGAAGUGGCUUCAGAAUAAGAAGCCGGUGUCUGAAUCGGACAGAGUGACCAUUGAGCAACAUGAAGACGGACUCUGCUCUCUGGUUGUGGCGGAUUUGGAUCUUUCUGACUCUGGAGUUUAUGUGUGCAGGGCCAGCAACAAGCUGGGGGCGGCAAUGUGCUCUGCCAAGCUGACAGUAAAGAUGUGACCGUGAAGAAAUGAAGGCAACAGAUUUCCUUCAUUUGGAAGGAGACUCCUCAGAAGUAAACUGAUGUGAAUAAUUGGAUAAAGCCUGGACUUUGACACAUCAGCACACGGGGGGACAGUUAUUCACUGCCACACAAAAGGCUGCUUACACAUAAUUUCAAGGCAAAAGGGUGUGUUGUGUUUUACCAUUAAGACACCAGUUACUUUAGUGCACAGUCUGUAUUCUUUUAGUAGUGUAUAGUUAACAUGUUCAGCCACCAAUACACAAGUUUCUUUGGUUUUUUUUUGCACUGAAAUAAAGGUGAUAUCAUGCUACUGCGACUGAGCACCAUUCACACGACACGUCACUUGAAAAUUGUAGAUUUUGCACAUUUUAAUAUCAUUGAAAUGUAGAUGGAUUUUAAAGGCAUUACCAUUAAAGGCUGAAUUUGAGGAAAAA
Molecule: messenger RNA, 3221 nt
Organism: Plectropomus leopardus (leopard coralgrouper)
Lineage: Eukaryota; Metazoa; Chordata; Actinopteri; Perciformes; Serranidae
Product: myosin light chain kinase, smooth muscle-like
Biological process (GO): protein phosphorylation
Molecular function (GO): protein kinase activity; ATP binding; protein binding
Source: RefSeq, a predicted model, not a curated record